AUGAGCAGUGUGGGCUCGGUGACGUCAUCGCCGGCGAGAUCAUCCAUAUCGGCGGCUUUGAUGGGAUCAUCAUCGGUUGCGGCGGCAGUUGGUGGCGAUGAUUUUCACUUUCCGGCGGAUCUAAUCUCCAUUCAGGAUCGAAAAGACGAGGCCCUCCGCGUUCUCAAGUCUGAUUUAAUAGCCACUCUAAGUAAAGAGGUCAAGUCCUUGGACGAAGAUAGCUGGAUGUUUGAUGGUCCUCGCUCUCGCAUUCACCUGAUUUCACGACCGGGUGGUCUUCGACUCAAUAAUGCAGAAAUCCCCAAGCAUGAUAGGAUGGCUCCUCCAAAAUGA
Fraxinus pennsylvanica is the source of this 333-nucleotide messenger RNA. The record is from the annotation of a GenBank genome assembly. Lineage: Eukaryota; Viridiplantae; Streptophyta; Magnoliopsida; Lamiales; Oleaceae.